This is a messenger RNA of Fusarium redolens, 1608 nucleotides long. RefSeq lists its product as uncharacterized. Gene Ontology annotation, cellular component: nucleolus; preribosome, large subunit precursor. Gene Ontology annotation, biological process: ribosomal large subunit biogenesis. The transcript has 7 exons. The record is from RefSeq and is a predicted model, not a curated record. Gene Ontology annotation, molecular function: RNA binding. NCBI's taxonomy places the organism in Eukaryota, Fungi, Ascomycota, Sordariomycetes, Hypocreales, Nectriaceae. The coding region runs from base 1 to 1608 and encodes 535 amino acids.
AUGGUUCGCACUGCCGUCUACUGGAACCUUGCUUCUUCAGCUCACCCUUCCUCGUCAACCUCUUUCGUCCAUUACCCCGUCACUGUCAUCACAGGAGGUCCAUAUUCGACUUUCUCGCCCAGCGCUUCCGAGCUCCUCCGGAUCAGACCCCUCGCCCAGUGGCUAUCAUUUAUCAGAGAAGUCGGCUUCUACGAGGAUGGGCACAAUCCAUUCCAGAGCUUGAAAGACAACAAAGCUCGCAUACAACAAUUUGAAGUCCAUGCUAUCGAUGCUCGCCUGCGAUCUUGGAGUUCAACAUUCAAUAAUCACUGUCUGAAUACUCACGAAUGCUACAGCGUCAGUUGCAAACCUUGCAUGGUUAGGUAUCUGGAUGAGCACGCAGCUCAGGCGGGCAUAGACGAUCUGAAAGAUCCAGCAACAAUCAAAGAUAUAUCUAAAAGACCAAAUAACACUGACUUGGGCCGAAUACGAUAUCUAAAACGGAAAUGCUUGGAGAACUUUAUGAAGGUAUUUUCAUCCUGUCCACCUUGCCUCAUCGUGGGUCUGGUUUUUGAGCAAUCUUCGAGACAUGGAUAUGAUGAGCUUCAGAAGGGUUACCUUGCUUGGCGUAUGACCUGGCACACGUUUAAAGUCAAUGCAAACCCCAAGCCUCUUGAAAGUGCAAAACCUAUCUUGAGGAGCAAUUUCCUCAUAAGCUUACCAAAGUUGAACAUGUGGGGAGACAUCACAAAUGACUAUGCCCUCUUGUUCUAUGGAUGUUUGACCAAAAAGGAUCUCAUGAACCUCUAUAACCUUGAGGACCAGGCCAUCAAAAUUUCAAGAGUCUUAGGCAGGCUUUUUGCGACAAGUAUCGGCGAGACACUGACCAACAUUGUGGUCGGGAGACUAUGGGGCAUGCUGUUUGAUGAACUUCCGAGUUUCAUUUUUGGUCCUUACAUUGAUAUUCGAAUGCCAGUAUACCGUUUCUAUCAGCCUAGGUCCACCCAUCCCGCCAUUAAACAACAUCAACAACACCAUCAAUCACCAGAUCCUCACGACACAAUGCGCCCCCUCACAGAAAAGGAGACCCAGACUCUUUUCGAGAAACUGGCAAACUACACUGGUGGCUCCCUCAAGAACCUUAUCGCGCCUCUCGACGACUCGCCCAACCCUGAUCGCUAUGUCUUCCGCCUCGUUCGCGAUCGUGUCUUUUACGUCCGUCUCUCAAUCGCCAAUCUAGCGACCUCUAUUGCGCGUGAUAAGAUUCUAUCUCUAGGAACUUGUCUCGGCAAGUUUACCAAGUCUGGCAAGUUUCGCCUGCACGUCACAGCCCUUCCCAUUAUCGCCGAGCACGCCCGUUACAAGAUUUGGGUCAAGGAAAACGGAACCAUGCCCUUCCUCUACGGCAGCAACAUCGUCAAGGCGCAUGUCGGUCGCUGGUCAGAGGACUGCCCCGAACACCAGGGAGUUGUUGUCUACAGCAUGAACGACACACCGCUCGGAUUUGGUGUCACUGCCCGCAGCACUGCUGAGGCCCGAAGAUUGGAUCCUACCGGUGUCACUUGUUUCAGACAGGCUGACUGUGGAGAGUACCUGCGUGACGAAGACAACUUGUUUGCGACGGGUUAG